Rotaria sp. Silwood1 is the source of this 1326-nucleotide messenger RNA. The record is from the annotation of a GenBank genome assembly. Lineage: Eukaryota; Metazoa; Rotifera; Eurotatoria; Philodinida; Philodinidae.
AUGGUACAUACAGGUAAUGCAGCUGCUGUAGCACAAUUGGCUGCACGAGCAACAUGCACGUCAGGAGAUGGACAAAUUAUUUAUGCAGGAUCUUUACCACGUACUAAAAUCAUUAAAACUUUUCGACCAUCUGAAAAUGAAUUCAAAAGGCUCUAUGAUAAAUUUUCCAAUACACUUAAAUGUCCAUGUUCUCAAGUUGCAAUACAAUAUAGUUAUUUCACUAAUAUUGAUGUUAAAUUUCAUGAAGUUUGUGAAAGUCAGUUCAUUACACAAGAUUGGAUAGAUUCCGUUUAUCAUGUCAAUGUUUCAAUAAUUCCACCAAAUGAUGUUCGAACGGUCAUGAGUAAUUUCUGGCAAUUCAUUCGUUCAUUCUGCAAUCUAACAAAAGAGACAUUUACUGAUGCCUAUACUGACUUCAAUGCUACAAUCUUAUUGACUCCAGUAACUCAAUCACAAUUUUUUAUUGAGACAAACGUUGAAGCGUCACUCAAUUUCUCAGUUACUUCUGCUGUAUCCAAUCUUAAACGUAAUCUAUUCAUUAGUCGAGAAACAACAUUAGUGAAUGGAUUCAUGUCAAGUUUAGCUACCAACUAUCACAUGGAAUCAGUUUAUUACGCUUCAUUGCCAAAUACAGCAAAUUUUCAGAGUCGUGCUAAAAUAUUCGAAGAUAAAUGUGUUUGCUCAAAUUUGAGAGGAUGUCCUCGGCCAGUUUCUAUUUUCGAUCUUAAUACAAAAUCUAUUGAAACAAAUGUAACUGGUAUGAUAUUCGACUGUUUACUUGUAGAUGGUGUUCUUGCCUCAUCACUUGACUGCUUUUAUCAGUCUUCAUGUUUAUCUCUGCUCCAAAAUGAAGCAAUUAUUCCAAUAGGAGUACAACCACUUAACGCUUCGAGUCGAUUCACACAAACAACUACUAUAGAACAACUUCUAAAUGCAUAUGCUCAAGCAGGAAUCUUCAACAAAUUUGAUGGUAUUCUCAAUGACAGGAAUAUUUCAAGUCGAUUUCCUAUGAAUAGGGAUUUUGGAACAAUGUUGAACGAACUUUUAAUAGAAGAUUGGAUAAGUAAUGUUUCUUAUAAUAAUUAUUUCGAUAAAUGUGCUCCAUUGUCGUGCUCCUUUACUAUUGAACAAAAAUUCGAUUGGUUUUACGUUUUUGCCAAUAUCUUGGGUCUUUAUGGUGGUUUAAGUGUUGGUCUUAAAUUGAUUUUACCCGUUAUUGUUUCACUUAUUCUGUUAACGUUGAGACAAAUUUCAAAUCGAUUUCGAAUUCGUCCUGAUUGUCAACUGGCACAAACAAAUGAAAAUGUCAAAUCGAAUAGUGAGUAA